AGCUGUGAGGAGUGAAUGCCACCAGCUGCUGUUCCGCUCAGCAACAGUUCCUUGCUGAUUAGGUCGAUGCAGUGGGUAAAUCAUGCGAGCUGUUGCCGACGUCAUCGCCAAGUUCGCAGACGAACUUAAAUUCAUCGACUUAGAUGCCAUCUUGGAAGACCUGAACGCCGAGGGCAUCAUCGAGCACCACGAAUUCAUCGAGGUGAUCCCGCAGCCCAUCAAGACGAAGCUGCUCCUCCUGCGGGAGACCCUGCCUCGUCGGGGGGACCAUGCCUUCCCCGCGUUCCUCAAAUGCCUCCGGCGACGACGGCAUUUGCAACUUGCUGACAGGAUGGAGCAGGAGAAGAACCCAGUCCAGGCAUUGAAGGAACUCUGUGAGAAGAAUUCUUGGAACCCUCCCGAAUAUACUGACGUGAAGGAAAGCGGGGAGCCGCACAAUAGAAUGUUCCUGGUGAAGGUGGUGGCGAACAAGAAGACGUAUCAACCGAGCCAGCCGAGCAAGAGCAAGAAGGAGGCGAGGACUGCGGCUGCUUCCCUUUGUCUCAAGAGGCUGGGAUUCGCGUGGGAUUAGGGGGAAUGGCAAUGGAUUCUUUCAUAUUAUGCAAGGCGUCUGAAUCUUCCAUCGGAUUUUACAUGACUUUCGAGACAUGAAAGCUUCCAGAUAUAUCAAUGUGAUUCUUUCACAAUAUCAACAUGAUAUUGU
Molecule: messenger RNA, 703 nt
Organism: Darwinula stevensoni
Lineage: Eukaryota; Metazoa; Arthropoda; Ostracoda; Podocopida; Darwinulidae
Source: the annotation of a GenBank genome assembly